This is a messenger RNA of Daphnia pulex (common water flea), 2310 nucleotides long. RefSeq lists its product as uncharacterized. The coding region runs from base 1144 to 1797 and encodes 217 amino acids. The record is from RefSeq and is a predicted model, not a curated record. The transcript is spliced from 6 exons. NCBI's taxonomy places the organism in Eukaryota, Metazoa, Arthropoda, Branchiopoda, Diplostraca, Daphniidae.
AUAAUAACAGACGAACCAAACAGAAACACACCUGAAGAGAUUGAAGGUGAAUAACCUCUGUGUAUAAACCCCUCAGGUUUUAUUUUGGUUGGGUUUUCUUGUGGUGAGAAUAAGGAGGAACGCGGAAAUGACCGUCGCUAUGACUUGGCUAAAGGAGAGGAUAUUCUCCCAGUACCUUCGGGAAAAAACACAUCUGGAAAACAGUUUAACUAUUUUUUCGAGUCCUCGAUCUAAACCGAAGAAACGGUGAAAUAAGACAAAAACAAAAUGAGGACAAACAAGUUUGUGACGCUCACGAUCUUGUGCAAUCCGCUACUAUAUUUCUUAACGAAAUUCUUCUGGGAAUGAUGCUGCACAAAAAAUAUCCCUAUUGCUGUGACCUACAAGAGAUAUGCCAUCAUCAUCUUUCUCAACUAUAAUCCGGCGCCUUGAAUGGAUACAGCAAAAAAAGAGCUCCUAUAUGAAAUUUCAAGUUGUCCCAAGGUUAAGGGCAUCAAGUUAUACGAGUCUCUCCUAUUACGAAGAAAGAAUUUCAAAGUCAAGGCGUGUUAUAUCAACUGUCAACGAACUCUCCGUUUCGUUUUACCUGCGUGAAAAAUCCAUGAAAUGGAAUAUUCGCACCACAUAAAAAUUUAUUGACCAGAACUUCUCCCCCCACACACACAUCAAUCAUCGAGCUCAACGAUCCGUUUCUAUCUCUUUGUCUUAUCUAAAGAAGAAAUAAGGUAGUAUAUCUUUAAAUGGAAAAGAAAAUUAUUGGCUUUUCCCCCGCCAGGGUUUGGUGCAAUUUUCUUAGCUUUGCCCGGCUCCACAUCUGUUCCGGGUGUACUGAGCUCAAAAAGAAGACGAGGAAAGAUAUGGCGAAGAAGAAUAACGGCUUAUCGUGGCUGCUGUCUGACGGCCCUGGAGGUACACAGUCGGUGCGGAUGCAGAGGUGUUUCACCUAUUCAUAGUCUCUACCUGUUGGAUGGGUGCACUCAACGGCAGACGGUGGGGUUUCGUCCUCCAGCUAAAAAAGACGAGCACUCGCAGCUCAGAGGAUCAGUUGACUCUUGAACGUUCUACCGUGCACAACACAAGAAGAAAGCAAGGAAAACUUGAAAUUUGAAUCAUAGAAAAUUCUUUAGAAACUUAAAAAAGAAAAUGAAACUCGCAGUUUUGGGUUCCCUUGCCGCUGUUGCUGCCACCACAGUCAUGGCCAACGACCAGCAAUAUCAACACGAAGAACACUACGAAGAAAUCCCAGAGGAUGAAGAUCCUUUUACCAGCAGAUCCCUUGCCAACAGUCCCGUUCCUCUUCCCGUCCUGGCCAUGUUGACCAUGAUGAAUUUCUUCAACGCCCUCCAGGAGGACUGGUCUGAGGAGGAUGGUCGUGAUGGAGAUAUGGAUUCCAACAGCAAUCCUGGCCGAUUUUCCGGUGUUUGGAAGAGAAUGAAGGGAGUUCCAGGCGUAUUGUACGAGACUUCCUCAAUGAUGGCCCCACUGACUCUUCGCUACAUGCUCAGCGAGGACUCUGAUCAUCCCCACUGCCAACAGGUCAUGCUCUGCGAGUUGAAUGUCAAGGUUAAGCAACGCUUCGGCAAGCCCGGAGAGAUUGCCAUGCAGUUGGCCAGUUCAAUGGCCGGUUACGCCUUGGGCGGUAAGGACGCACAGCGUUACGAUUCUUUGGUGGAUGCUGCCCGUAACGGACGCCGUGGAAAGGAAUGCCACGAGCUCUACCCCAAGUGCCCGGCCCGUAGCGAUGGCUCAGCUGUUCCGGCUCUCCUCAACUUGGCCAGUCGCCUCAUCAAGAACUAAAACAACCUGUCCUUAACAACAACAACAACAACAAUUUGAUUAUUUAUUUUAUAACCCAUCCCGGCUAUUUAUUAUCUCGGCAAAAUUCUUCGACAAAAUUAAUCAUUUGAUGAACAAAAAAAGAAACAUUUUUUCGGUGCAUCGGUUAUGGUGCACAAAAUAAGGACAUUAAGUGCAUGGGGGAGUAUGGCCGUCCAGGGUGUUUGGUUUAUAACUUUUUCUUUUGUCAACUUUUAUAAGAAUUCUUACUUAACAACAACAGCAGCCCCACACUCAAAUGACGGAUGUUAUUAUUGUUAACUUUGAUUCUCUUCCCACGGUACCCUAUGUACAUAUUUAAGUGGUAUGCGAUUUUAAUUUAUAUUCGAUUUAUUGGAAUGUCGGCAACAAUUUAUGUGCUGCUUUUACCUUUCAUUCCAAACACAAAUCACCUGCUUCAAUGGCUGUUGAAAAUUUUGAAAUACAUUCGGAAGGGAUCAAAAGAAAUUUUGAUUUCUCUUUAACGUAAUCGAA